UGAGCGCACGGGGAAGUCUCUCGGUGUCCCGGUCCGUCAGUCAGUGCGUCCGCCGCCGGCUGCUGAGCGUCUUCUCUGCCUACAUGCACGAAGUGGGGCUGCAGACAAGAAGCAGGACCGUGUGUGGGAUCUAUUAUUCGUAGUGCGUGAACACCUGGAUUUACGAAAGACCCAUUUUAUUUUGUCGACUUCUCGGCGUGAGAAACAACCUGUCAACAUGUCUCGCGCUCCAGAUGACGUGAGCAAGCUGACUGAAAAUACAUACAAAAAUGUGAUGGAGCAGUUCAACCCCGGCCUGAGGAACCUGGUCAACCUGGGGAAGAGCUAUGAGAAGUCAGUCACAGCCAUGAGUCUCGCUGGGAAGACCUACUUUGAAGCAGUCUCAAAGGUUGGAGAGAAUGCAAUCCUGUCUCCAGUCUCCAGAGAUCUCGGUGUGGUUCUGAUGGAGAUCUCCGAGGCCCACAGGAAGGUCUUCAGUGAACUGGAAGAGAACUUCAAGAGGUUCCACAAGGAGAUUAUCAUCGAGCUGGAGAAGAAGACAGAGAUGGAUGUGAAGUACAUGAACGCCACCUUCAAGCGCUAUCAGUCAGAGCACAAGCUGAAGCAGGACUGCCUGGAGCGCUCUCAGACAGACCUGAAGAAGCUCAAGAGGAAAAGCCAGGGAAAGCACUCGUCCAAGUAUGAGAUCAGAGAGAACGAGUAUGUGGAGACCAUCUCGUCGCGGCAGGUGGACAUGCAGAAGUUCAUGGCCGACGGCUGCAGAGAGGCCUUACUGGAAGAAAAGAGACGCUUCUGUUUCCUGGCGGACAAACACUGCAUGUUCUCCUAUCAAAUGUGCAACUUCCACGAGAAAGCCAGAGAGAUACUGGCUGCGAAGCUCCCCAGCUGGCAGGAGAAGUGCAGCGACAUCUCCAAGGUGCCUGACACGGUGACGAACAUGAUCGACGAGAUGUCCUGCACUCCAGAACAAUCGCCGCUGGUUGAACGCUACAACAAGAACAAUGUGCAGUCAGGGGCGCCUCCUCCAGCGCCACCACUGAAGGCACAGAUCAGUCCACUCGCCAACAUGUUCAACCAAGAGCCCAGGUUCUCGCUCACACCGCCUUCAGAGGCCAACUCAGACCAGUACAGUCUUGGAGAGGUCAGCCUGUCCCGGUCGACAUCCCAGUCGUCCGGUCUCAAUGUGAGCAAGAAGGCUCGAGUCAGGACCAUCUUUCCCCACACGGCGGGCAACAACCAAACACUCCUCAGUUUCGACGAUGGCGACAUCAUCAGCCUGCUCAUCCACGAAGAGAAGGACGGCUGGCUGUACGGAGAGCUGGAGAAGACACAGCAGCGGGGGUGGUUUCCCUCAUCUUACUGCCGACCGUACACUGAGCCAGUGAUAUCACACAGCAAUCUUGGCACGCCGAUGCGUAGUCUGAGUGUGGCCAGUCUGCAAGAGCAGGAUGAGGAGGAGCCGGUGCUGCUGCCGCCCCCAGACUACAGCGACGACGCCCCCCCAAUGGUCCCCUCAACGCCCUCGCCACGCAGCAUGGUUUCUUUAGUCAAUGGGACUGCAAAGGCUCCCUUUCUUGGAGGAGGGAAUCCGUUUGCCACGGUCAAACUGAGGCCGACAGUCACGAAUGACAGAUCAUCGCCAAACGUCUAACAUGAGAAAAAAAGAAAAGGAUUUUCACCGCUGUCAUGCCUUCAGGGGAAUCAUGCAACAUGGGACCCCUGCGACACACUGAAUACCACCCCGACCCGACAUCUCACCAGCCUGCAUGCUAGUCCCUCUCAGUCCGCUCCAUUAAAGGGAUCCAUCGCUUCUUGGCGUGUGUUCGACUGUGCCCGUGUGCGUUUUGCAUUAGUCACAACAGGGAAACAGAAUCAACACACGGAGAAGCAGGAACUCUGCAAAGUUCUGUCGUACAAAGAGUUUGUGUUAAAGUAACAGUUCAUCCCAAAGUGAAGAUUUUUCAAAUUGCGUUUCCUGUGGCAGCUUCACAAUAAAAGCCACCCCGAGUUUCGGCAGUUGAGCGCUUUUAAUGUGAAGCAGUGACCGUUUGCUGUUGCUGUUACUUCAGCUCUGAUACAGUGUAAAGCAUAGGUCAACAGGGGGGGGUCCGCGCCCCCCAGGGGGUCCGCAGAGGUUGUUUGUAGAUAAAGCAAUUAAAAAAAAAAACUUAAUAACAUUUUUCAAUUUAAAAUAAAAAACUUUACA
Messenger RNA from Cottoperca gobio, 2206 nucleotides. It is a transcript of the gene baiap2l1a, whose product is annotated as BAR/IMD domain containing adaptor protein 2 like 1a. Gene Ontology annotation, biological process: actin filament bundle assembly; actin crosslink formation; plasma membrane organization. The coding region runs from base 218 to 1651 and encodes 477 amino acids. The transcript is spliced from 14 exons. NCBI's taxonomy places the organism in Eukaryota, Metazoa, Chordata, Actinopteri, Perciformes, Bovichtidae. Gene Ontology annotation, cellular component: cytosol; nucleoplasm. Gene Ontology annotation, molecular function: protein binding. The record is from RefSeq and is a predicted model, not a curated record.